Messenger RNA from Nilaparvata lugens (brown planthopper), 6083 nucleotides. RefSeq lists its product as uncharacterized. Bases 137 to 3925 code for a protein of 1262 amino acids. The record is from RefSeq and is a predicted model, not a curated record. Lineage: Eukaryota; Metazoa; Arthropoda; Insecta; Hemiptera; Delphacidae. The transcript is spliced from 2 exons.
UGGAUAGUCGUAUGUAUUGUCCACCCAUCUCCGCCGCAUUCUAUCUUCAUCCCCAGUUCAGGAAUGUAUUGUUAUUGUUCUGUGAGUUGUGUUUGAAAAGCGGCUAAUCUCUGGCUCAGGAAUUCUUAUAUUGAUAAUGAGGCUGUUGGGACUGUUUCUCCUAUUGUCAAGCAAUUGGCAGUCGCAGACAUCAGCAGCAACAGACGACCCAGAAAAGAACUGCCCAUGCCUUCCGCCCAGACUCUGUCCGAGAAUCUUCGGCCAAUCGCCCAUUGACUCCAAACAAUUCGGUCAGCUCCCCGACUGCACCGACCUCACCACUGUCAGAUGCUGUGGCGCCUCUCUUACAGUCAUCACUGAGCACCUGGGAACCACCAAGUACGACGACGACUACCUCAGACAUGGUAAGUCGCCCGUCUAUAUACCAGCCAAAAUCAACCCGGUCCCCAUCCCAGAAAACGUCAUGCGUCAGGUCGAACAACUAGGAACUGCUGAUGAGAAAAAACUAAAUACUCAAGAAACAAGUUCAACUGUAACUCAGGAAACAAACAAUCCAGUUCACAAUGCUAUCGAGGAUGGUAAGAAAUUGAUCUUAAUUGAAAAAGCAAUUACAAGUAACGAUGUAACAACUUCCAUCCCAACAACAACUCUAGAUUCUACAACCUUGAAAGUUGAGGCUAGAAAGUGUAAUGCAUGUGAUCAAAGUGACGCUAGUACAGGUUCACCUUCCACUGGCGAAUUCACAACUACAGAAAAAUAUAUUUCAGUAAAUAACAAUGAAAUGGAUAAGAGUUCAGAUGGAAUCAUUUUGGAUGGAAAAACACGUGAACAGGUAGAGAGCACUACUGUUAUGUUUGGUGAAAGUAGUGAUCCUAGUAGCACAACAAUCUUAUCUGAUAUAAGCGCUACGACUGAUUCAGCUGAUAUCGAGAAGGGAAAGAUUGAUGGAAGCUCUAAAAUCGAUGCAGUUAAAGACCCUAAUCAAACAACUGGAUCCAGUGAGCCGGUUGCCAUAGUCAACUCUCAACCUUACAAUGUAAAAACAAUGCGUAAUCUUGAAAUGCCUCGAGAAGUCUACAUAAUAUUGCCAAAUGAAGAGACUGGUAGAAUGGUUUAUGAAAAUGUAACUGAUGAUGUGAAUAGAAAUGAAACAAGUUCUGGUACAGAUCAAUCGAAUGAAAUUCAUGAAACAGAUGAUGAUCAAAUACAAAAUGCUACCAACAGACAAGAAAUCAUCGAAAAACAUUUGGAUAGUAUUGUCUUUCAAAGCUGGGAAAAUGAAACUGAGAGUUUGACGACUGAGAAGAAUGUGAGUGCUGAUGAAGUGGUGGAGGAAGAUACAUCUAAAGGACUUCCGGAAACAACUACUGAAGCUAAAAGUAAACGACCACACAUCAGACAUAAUUUGUACACUAGAAAACCCAACUCGUCAAUUCUGAGUAGGAAUAAAAUCACUGAAGUGACUUCUUCUACAACUCCCAGUACAACUACAACAUCUGCUACUAAGAAAAACACAGUUGUUACGAAGAAAGAUGAAAGUACAAUCAGGCGUGAGGAGAUUGAAAGAAUUUCAAAUAUGACAAGAGAUCAGCUAGCUUCAGGCUCUGAAUAUGUUCCUGUGGUUGUGCGCAAACUACCCCCACCACCCCAAUUCAAAGAACCUACCAGAGCCAGAACAGAGUCCAGGGUUGAGGAGGAUGAAUCCGAAGCGCCACCAGUGAGAGUGCCUCAUUUCAGGCAUCCACCCAGGGUGCUCAAACCUGUCACCACUACAAAACAGCCACCAGUCAUACAAACUGAGGAAUAUGAUGAUGAAGAAGUAGUGGAAGAGGGUGAGGAGACUAAUAAUGACGAAGUUGUCUUGGAUGAAGAGGGAGCAAAAUUGGUGAGGACACCUCAAAGGACAAGGCAACAGCUGAUUCCUAGGAGUAGAGGCGGAAGUUUGUUUAAAAAGCCUGCAGUUGAAGAAGAUAAGAGUGUCGAUACUUCUGAGGAGGAGCGUGUAGUAGCAAUGCAUGAGUUCAAGAAGAUCAGGGGACAAAGUAAAUUCAGACAUCCAGUUAUAGAGAGCAAACCUAGCACCGAACCAACUUUGGUUAUGAGGGAGGUUGUAACAGAAGAAACCAAGUCUGUAAAAAUUGACAAGGCUAUGGAAAAACAUAUUUCACUUCCCAGAGCUAGAGUGCGCACUAGUGCGAAAACAGAAACUGCCACAAUUCCAGAUGUAACAACUGUAUUGCCAGUUAUCACUACCACAUUCCUCCCUACUACAUCUGCUAGAAAUCUUAAUGUUGAUGAAGAGAUCAGUUCUACCACUACUCAAGCACCUUUGAUUUAUCAAGAUGAUGAUACCCAGGAUGAAACUCUUCUAGAAACCAUGGAACCCAGAAUUUCAGACACUGUUCAUUCAAAAACUCAACAAGUGAAACCUAUAGAGCUUUAUGAAGGCAAGAGAUUGAAUCCAAUUGUUAGAAAUCAUAAUCAGGAAGCUCAUACUGGAAGGAGAUUGGUUGAAAAGAAAAAGAAGAACUUGGAAAAUGUCACAGAUAAAAGUACAAACUCAGAGGAUAAGGUUGUUGUACCGGAGGUUCAUACAGUAAGAAAAGUUACCACAACUACUAGGAGGCCAAUAGUUGUAGCGCCCAUUCCAAAUAAUAGUGCAAGCUUGGAAAAUGUUGAUAAAACUCAAGUCACAAAGUCAGGAGAUAAGCCAAGUAUAACAGAUGAAAUAAAUGACAAGGAAACAAGACAGCAGAACAGUGGAUUGCAGCCAAUAAACAGGCAACGUCUGAGGAACAACCGGCCGAAAGUGGCACCUAAAACUCCUCAACCUGUCACAAAUGCCGAUGAGGGGACACAAACUGUCAAUGCUCAGAAAGAGCAGGCUGCUCAGACAACUGAACCCCCACCACAACAGAAAUCACACAUUGCAAACUUCAGAGGAAACUUUCUGAGAACAAGAAAUCGUAUUGGCAUGAUCGAAAAUAUAAUCAAGGACCAAAUGUUGAUGGAGCAUGCUGCAUUGAAGAGUCGAAUGUUGAGGAAUGCUGUGAGCAGUGGGAAAGAAUCAGCAGAUGCAAUAAUUGGGCAUCAACAUGACAUUAAAGUUGAUGAAGUAGAACAGUCAAGGGGAGGAGUUGACACUGAUGUUGAGCCAGUCAAGAAUGAUGGGCAAACUUCCAGUGACCAAGAUCUUGAAAGUGAAGGAUCAGAACCGAGACUUGAAAACAGACAGGUACCAAUUGGCUUCAAUCCACCAACAAGAAUGGAGAGAGGCUUUGUUCCAAUUGUAGGAGAGAACUUGAGGUCGACUUCAGCGUUUACCGAGGAUGGAGUGCCUGUUAAACAAUUAUUACUUCCCGAAGAAUCAAAACCACCUCCAAGUUUCAACGAAGUGCAGCCGCAAACGUUUCAAAAUAGCUUGAAGGUUAUAGGACCACUGCCCACUGGAUUCAGCCAUGAAACGCUGAGGUCUACAUCAGCACUCACCGAGGAUGGCAUCCCAGUAUCACAGUUUCAACUGCCAGACCAACUGAAACCAGCCGAAAGCUUCACUGAGAAUCACUCACUGUCUGAAAAUAGAAACUCCAAGUCUCUGCCACAAUCCAACGUUGAAGUAGUUCGCAUUAAUCAGCUGGAACUUCCAACAGAACUGAUUCCGCCGCAAACUUUCGCUGAAGUACAAGGGUCACAGAAGCAUGCAGAAGAAAUACGACAUGAGAUUCUACAAAAAGAUCCAAUAAUCACUAAGAGAACGCUGACAGAGCUAGUUCCACCUGUCCUUGAAGCAAUAUUUUUCAGGAGAACCUAUGAUGACACUCUGGUUGAAUAUAAUCAAGCGCUCAUGAAGUACAACGAUUACAUCAACACAUUUCUACAGCAGCAUCCUCUCAAUACAAGAGUACAUGGUGUGAAAAGUGUUUGAUUUUUUCGUGAUACAAGCUCAUCAAAUUAAUUACGACUUACUGACUUGACAUAUUAUAAUCAGUUCAUGAUGAUUAUUCAUUACAGUAAGUAAUAAAAACAUGAAAAUAAUCCAUUUUCAUUCCUUAUGGUGAGAAUGUGAUUUUUUUAAUGGAGAUGAAUGAUAAUAAUUUCCAUUCCAAUUAAUGAGAAUAAAAUCAAGCAUGUUUGUUUACCAUUCAUAAAAGAUCAAUCAUGAUCGUAUAAGAAUUAUAGUUGUAUUCUAUUUUUGAACUUUAAAGUGAAAUCACUUUUCCAUUUCUAAUGUUUAAGAAAGAAGUCAUAAUAUUUCCAUCUACUAAAUUUAGAAACAGUGAAUUGGUUUAAAGAAGGUCGAUUCUUAUCUUUGGAGAUUACAAAUUGAAUGAAAUUAUAUACGGUAGGCAGCUUCAGCAUUAUUUGAUGCUUUGAUACUGAUUUAAUCUUAAUCAUUCUUAUUCCAAAUACUCUCAUUCAACUGGCUUUUUUAUUAAUUCAAGAGUCUACUACUCACAUCUACUAACUCCAAGUUUAAAUAGGUUUUCUCACUUAUUUCCUAAACUGUAAUUGAUGAAGAGACUAAAACCUUCAAUGAUUAUUAAGUUAAUAAUUUCAAGUAAGUUCAAUAAAAUUGUAUGUAAAAUGUAGGCUGUAGAAUUAUUUGUUGAAACAUUUUGUUUUACUCGAGAUGAAUUGAAUUGAAAAAUAUAAUUUAGUAUAAUUAUUUAUAGGUAUGUAACUAAAAAUGUAAAUAAUAUGGUAGGUUUAUGUAAUAAUCAGAAUAUUGUCUAGUGUUGAAUGAAAUUUUGUAUUUUCAAGCAAAAGUAUCGUUAUUUGAACCUUCAAUCUUCCCCUGAAUACAGAAAUAAUCUAAUAACAAUUAUUAUCCCAAUCACAACGAUAUUGAUAACAAUUACAGUGAGUUAAAAACACUAUGAUAACAAUAAUUCUAUGAUAUUAUCUGCUAAAUAUUGGAUCUUUGAUAUUUACAAAUAACAAAUUUGAGAUUACAACAUUCAGCUAAAUAUUGCUACAUAUAUUACAUAUUAUUGAUACAUUGUUAUGAAUCGAGUUGUUCAACUGUGAUUUGAGAAGAAAAUAUAUAGUUUACUACUUUUUAUAAAUAACAGUUAUAAAUAAAGAGUUAUAUUCAUUUGUUUUUCUUUAAAAAAUUAAAAGCUGUUCUCCUUACAUUUAUGUGUUUGUCGACGUGAUACUACAUACUGUAAUUGGAUACAUUAUUAUUACUGUAUUCAAUUAUUUCAAUUACAAUUGAAAUUCAGUUACUCAGUUUUUCCAACUGUUUCUCAGUUUCAGGCGGCAGAUCAAUCUUCAGGUUGAUUAUCUAAAAAAUAAAAUAAAUAAAUUGUGAUACUUGAUAUGAGUAGAAAUGGUGGCAUUGAUAUAAUGGGAGUAAAUUGUGUAGCUUCUUAAGAUAUAGAUUAUUAUUGAUUAGCAUUUUAGAUACAACUAUUUAGGGCUGGUUUCCGAGCUCGGGAUUUGACUAAGUUCUAGACUUUAAACAGCUGGAGUCAGAAAAUUGACUUUCCGAAAUGGGGCGUAGUCGCAGUUUUUAUGAUAUUUAUUUUCUCAUUUCUAUAAUUGGAAAUGUUUUUCCUUGACGAAAUGAAACAUUCCUAAAUAAUUCAAAAUAGCUGAAACUUUACACUAUCUUUUUUUUUAUUUUGUGUUCAAUUUUCUAGUUUUUCGAAAUUUAAUUUAAACGUGGACUGCGACUACGCCCCGUUUUGGAAAGCCAAUUCUCUGACUCCAGCUGUUUAAAGUCUAGAGCUUAGCUAAAUCCCGAGCUCGUAAGCCGGUCCUUAAUCUUUUCACUCUUCUAAUCAAUCCUGAUUAAAAUUUCAAGUAUUUAAUAAUAAAUAUCUUUGAACUUUGAAUUUUAGUGAUAAUUAUAAGCCGUGAACUCUAUACUAUGUACUCUAUAUACAACUAUACUCUAGUAUAGAGUUCACUCAUAAGUGUUUUAAAAUAAAACCUUAUUCAGACUGAGUAUUAAAUAUCAAAAUUAGGGAGAGAAGAAGUUUUGGGUUUGUCCUUUUGAUUCUGUCCCAAUAACAGUAUUGAUUGUACCAGUCAAUGUUCUCUUUUAUAAUAAUAAAACAAUGAUCCUCAAAAAUUGA